AUGGUCGGAUACACACGACAAGCUUCGAACACGACAAGCUCCAGUGAAAAGCAAAAAAUGAAAGCGGAAGAGCUCCAAAGUUUUCUUGCUGACUGUCGUUCAUGUUUGGCGAAAUGCGGUUGCCCAAUGUUGGCAGAGAAAUACACGACGCAGCAAAAGGUGGCAGUGAGCAGUUUUGUCGGCGCAACUGCUCCGCAAAAAGAUUCAUGUGAUCUCUUAGUCUACCAGCAAGAAGAAC
Messenger RNA from Amoebophrya sp. A25, 238 nucleotides. The record is from the annotation of a GenBank genome assembly. Lineage: Eukaryota; Dinophyceae; Syndiniales; Amoebophryaceae.